AUGACUCGAUACAUAAUGUUGGCAUCUUUAUGUCAGACUGUCUUUGCAGAUGAACACACUCAUCAUUACAAGGACGGUGAAGAAGUCAAUGUGUGGUACAAUACUGUUGCUCCUCUGCAUAACAAACAGGAAACAUAUGAAUAUACGCAACUGCCGUAUUGUCUUGGAUCAAAAGAAGUUUCUCACUAUCACGAAUCACUCGGCGAAGCCCUGUUAGGUCUUGAGCUGAUUCAUUCUGGCAUGGAUGUGCCUUUUUUAGAAACAAAACCAAAAACAGUAUUGUGCACGACUCAACUUGAUCGCAGGGAUAUUGCAUUGUUUAUCUAUUCAGUACUUGAAAACUAUCAUUACUCGGCUUAUAUUGAUAAUCUGCCACUCAGAGGCCCUAUCGGUACAAGUAACACAACUGGAAAAACAACUCUCAACUAUCUCUACACUAGUCGUCAUUAUACAAUCAUGGUCAACAAGGAUCAGAUUGUGGGAGUGCGCGUAACAGAGCAAAUUAAUUUGCAAAUCGCUUUUCACUAUAGUGUUCAGUGGUCACAGAGCAACAUCACAUUUGAUGCUCGCUUUGAGCAAUAUUUGGAAUCUUCGUUUUUUGAGCACAAGAUUCACUGGUUUUCAAUCAUAAAUUCGUUCAUGAUGGUUAUUUUCCUUGUUGGCGUUGUCAUUGUGAUUCUGAUGCGUACUGAUCGCGAUCUUGGUGACGAGUAUGGCUGGAAACUUGUUCAUGGAGAUGUGUUUCGAGCACCUCGACACUUGACGUUUUUUUCUGCAUUGAACGGAGCUGGAAUACAAUUGAUUCUCAUGGCAUUUGCUAUUAUUGUUGCCACUAUUGUUGGAAAUCUUUAUACAGAGAGAGCUAUCAUGUUGACGGCAUCCAUCUUUAUUUAUGCACUUACAUCUGUUAUUUCUGGUUACUACAGCGGUAGUAUGUAUGCAAAGUACAAUGGAAAACGCUGGAUUAUAGCCAUGAUGACUUCAUCACUUCUUUGGCCAGGGAUUGUGAGUGGGACGGCUUUUAUCAUCAACUUUAUCGCCAUCUAUUACCAAACAUCUCGUGCUAUCCCGUUUACAACCAUGAGGUAUGCCGAGCCUUUAUUCGUUAUUGCAGCAGGAGGACUCUUACCCUUUGGAGCAGUGUUUAUUGAACUGUAUUUUAUCUUUACUUCGUUUUGGGAAUACAAGAUCUACUACGUUUAUGGAUUUAUGUUGUUGGUAUAUAUACUUUUGAUCAUUGUUACCAUCUGUGUAUCAAUUGUUGCUACAUACUUUUUGCUCAAUGCAGAAGAUCACAGAUGGCAUUGGACAGUGUUUCUUUCCAGUGGUUCGAUUUCCGUCUAUAUUUUCCUUUACUCCAUCUAUUACUUUUUAGUUAUUGCAAGAAUGGACGGACUCUUUCAAACCGUGUUUUACUUUGGAUACACAGGACUAGCAUGCUUUACCAUUUUUUGUAUGUUGGGCACAGUUGGACAUAUGACUGCAGAGCGAUUUGUCAGGUCGAUUUACACGAACAUCAAGGUGGAUUAA
This is a messenger RNA of Batrachochytrium dendrobatidis JAM81, 1530 nucleotides long. RefSeq lists its product as uncharacterized. NCBI's taxonomy places the organism in Eukaryota, Fungi, Chytridiomycota, Chytridiomycetes, Rhizophydiales. The record is from RefSeq and is a predicted model, not a curated record. Gene Ontology annotation, cellular component: membrane. Gene Ontology annotation, biological process: protein localization to membrane. The transcript has 13 exons. The coding region runs from base 1 to 1530 and encodes 509 amino acids.